Messenger RNA from Penaeus vannamei (Pacific white shrimp), 1193 nucleotides. The record is from RefSeq and is a predicted model, not a curated record. Lineage: Eukaryota; Metazoa; Arthropoda; Malacostraca; Decapoda; Penaeidae.
GAAGCUGGAGAUGCACUCUACGGCUUCACGGGGAACUUUGCUGGAGCCUCAGCAUCAACACAGGGCCAGGCUACAACCAACCCCACAGCCUUGAAGGAGGCAAUGGAGUGCCACUAUGACGACUGCAAAUGCAUCAAGCAGGAGAAUUCGGACCAGUCAGCGCAGGUGAAGCCGUGCUCAGGAAAGCACUGCAAUUGCACGUGCAAGACCCACAAGAUUGUGAUCACGCACAAGAAGGAGCACGUGGGCAGAAUCCACAAGUGCCCACACUGUGAGUUCACAAGCAAGCGGUCGGACAACGUUCGGCGGCACAUGCUCCGGCACACAGGAGAGAGACCCCACAAGUGCCCUCACUGUGACUUCAGUGCUAAGCGGCCGCAUUCCCUUAAAAAACACAUAGAAAACAUUCACAACAAGGACCUGCGCACAGAUGGAAUAGUCAGAUAAAGGGGUAAUGCCAAGAGUAUUCUUAGUCGGAGUAAGAGGGAAGAAUCUGUAUGUAUAUGUUUUAUUAAGAUUAAUACUAGAGCACUUUAUUUAAUGGGGCUUCUGAAAGUACAAACGUCUUAUCUCCACAAAGCAACGAGAGCCACUGAAUAAAGAGUCUAGUGUUUUUCAUUUCCCAAUAGGGGAAAAAUCCUUUUUCAGAACACCAGUGUUUGCUUUUGGGUUUUAUGUAUGCAGCCGUACCCAUGCAGGACAGUAGAACCUCCAAAGCUAGUGAAUGUGUUUAAGAAGGCAGCUACAUUUGUAAGGCCGUAGGCCUAAUGUUGUGUUUUUAGAAAACAGUAGACUCAAUGACCAUCAGUUAGAUGUGUUUAGACAUAUUUGUACAAAAUGCUGGUUUAAUUGAAGCCUGCAUAUUGGCUUGAAUCAUGUUCCAUGUUCUGAUAUCUCUAUAUUGUUUCUAGAAAUUUAAUUUUUGAAAUAGCAGAUACUUUAUAAGAAUGGGGAUACCAAUUUAAGUAGUUCACAUGUGUGUGUGUGCAUAAGUGUGCCAGCAGUUUGUGUGGUCAUUAGAAUGAGCACUGGAAGAAAGUGGAUUGAUAUUCUAUGGACAUUAGGUCCACUUGCUUGUUUAGUAUAAUUGUUAUACAGAAACUCGGAGUCCAUCAAAAUCUGUGAUUCUUCUGACCACACUCAUGCAGUCAUGAAUGUUGUCAUAUGUUAAAAAUAUAUGAAAUCUGAAUGUA